Medioppia subpectinata is the source of this 1041-nucleotide messenger RNA. The record is from the annotation of a GenBank genome assembly. NCBI's taxonomy places the organism in Eukaryota, Metazoa, Arthropoda, Arachnida, Sarcoptiformes, Oppiidae.
AUGUCGGAUACAAAGCCACAAACACUGGGAUUUGGGGUACAGGGGCUCAGCAAUAUCAGUCUGGGCACUGAGAGCAGUGCAAAAUUUAUGCCCUUGGUCACCGCGGUGGAUCGUGAUAGAUCCAACAGCAUUGAUCAACACCAAUGUGGCUACUGGUGCGGUAUGUAUUAUCCACAGUUGUCGGAUAAUACCCUGGAUAAAUUGGCGAUCAAAAGGUCGGUGUACGUGAGUGACUGUAAUAAAGCCCCUGAACUGUCAGUAAUGACCAUAAUUAUGGGCACUCUAUACGCUGUGUGUUGGGUCAUACGUGGCAAUACUGAAACUGGUAAACUGCCCAAGAUUGUCAAAUCAGUAUGCUACACGGUCUCAGCGCCACAAUCACUGGGAUUUAGCGGACAGGGGCUCAGCAAUAUCAAUCUGGGCACCGGGUAUAAUGCUAAAUUUACGCCCUUGGUCACCGCAGUGGACCUUGAUAGAUCCAAUAGCCUUGACAAACAACAAAGCCGAUACCUGUCAGAUAAUACCCUGGAUAAAUUGGCAAUCUAUGUACCCAAACUGAUACAAUACUCGUUGACCUAUGGCGUACAGUUGACAAUGAUCAUAUUGGGAACACUCUUAGUGAAAGGCUGUGACAGAACACCUGAACUGUCAAUAAUGACCAUAAUUAUGGGUACUCUAUACGCCGUGUGUUGGCUCAUACGCGGCAAAACUGGUAAACUGGCCAAGAUUGUUAAAUCAGAUUAUAUGCUCGACUGGCUGGCGAUAUAUGGGUCAAUCUAUGUGACGGAUUGUUACGCGGCCCCUGAACUGCCCAUAAUGGCAAUAAUAGUGGGCGCGGGAUAUGCGGUGUGCUGGGUGGUUUACCGAAAUACCGAGACUGGUAAAUUGCCCCAGAUUGUUAAAUCAGCUUGCUACACUGGAACGGCAUGCGCGUUCAUUGUUUUGCUAGUUGGAUUAGUACGUGCGAUGUGCAUAUUCACAUAUUGGCGAUCAUGUUCAAACGUGCUGAUCGCACCUGUCGCUACGUUUGCUAUGAUUGUA